Lucilia sericata (common green bottle fly) is the source of this 951-nucleotide messenger RNA. Its product is annotated as chymotrypsin-like protease CTRL-1. The transcript is spliced from 2 exons. NCBI's taxonomy places the organism in Eukaryota, Metazoa, Arthropoda, Insecta, Diptera, Calliphoridae. Gene Ontology annotation, biological process: proteolysis. The coding region runs from base 60 to 890 and encodes 276 amino acids. The record is from RefSeq and is a predicted model, not a curated record. Gene Ontology annotation, molecular function: serine-type endopeptidase activity.
AUAGUUUUUACAACAAAUCCCCAGUCCAUACCGAAAUAUUAGACUAACAAUUGUUUCGAAUGAAGUCUUUUUUAAAUUCAAAAAAUCGAGUGGGAAUAUUAUUGUUUUUAUCUAUGUUAUACAUAAUUCAUGCACAAACAUCGAGUGAACGAAUUAUAUCCGGCUCAAAGGCAGCUUUAGGACAAUUUCCUUGGCAUGUUCUUAUAAAAUUAAACGCUAAACAUCCUGUGUGGUCAGGGGGUUCUCUUAUUUCUGAAAAUUGGGUUUUAAUAGCUGCACAUUGUAUUAGUAAUGUCGGAGAACUUUUUCUGGUAUUCGGUACUAUAGACCGCGAUCAUUACGAGAAUGGUAUAAAUAUGACCUCUUCAAAAUUUUUCAUUCAUCCUGAAUAUAACAGUGCUAUUCCAAAUAAUGAUAUUGGACUCAUUAAACUACCUUCUCCAAUAAUCUUUACCAAGAACAUACAACCCAUUGCUUUGGUAACUGCGGCAGAGGCUGCAGAACAAAAGGAUUUUGUGGGCGCUAAAGCUAUAAUUACUGGAUUUGGUCAAGAAACUGAUGAUAUUGGCAGUGAAUCUAAUGUAUUAUUAUGGGCUCAAUUAGAAGUUAUCAGUAACGAUCGUUGUCUAGGAUUAUAUAAGAAUCCAGACGCUAUAGUAAAUUCAACAUUGUGUGCGAUUGGUUGGAAUGAUACCAAUAAAUCGCCUUGCAGUGGUGAUUCUGGUGGUCCAUUAAUUUGGAAGAACAAAGCUAAUAAUUUUGUACAAAUUGGUAUUGAUUCGUUUGUUGCUCGUUCGAUAGGUUGUAUGCUUAAAUUUCCUGCGGGUUUUACUAGAGUAUCUUCGUUUUUAAGUUAUAUUCGAAAUAUUACCGGUUUAAAUUAUGAAUAAUUUAAACACAGAUUAGCAAUAAUUUCUACAUAUAUCAAUUAAAAGUUUAAGAAGCAACUGU